This is a messenger RNA of Ailuropoda melanoleuca (giant panda), 933 nucleotides long. RefSeq names its product olfactory receptor 2A25. Lineage: Eukaryota; Metazoa; Chordata; Mammalia; Carnivora; Ursidae. The record is from RefSeq and is a predicted model, not a curated record. The transcript has a single exon. Gene Ontology annotation, biological process: G protein-coupled receptor signaling pathway. Gene Ontology annotation, molecular function: G protein-coupled receptor activity; olfactory receptor activity. Gene Ontology annotation, cellular component: membrane. Bases 1 to 933 code for a protein of 310 amino acids.
AUGGGGGGAAAUCAGACCUCUGUCACAGAGUUCAUCCUACUGGGAUUUCCCCUCAGCCCAGGGAUUCAGAUGCUUCUCUUUGGGCUCUUCUCCCUCUUCUUUGUCUUCACCCUGCUGGGGAACAGGCUCAUCCUGGGGCUCAUCUCACUGGACUGCAGACUGCACACCCCCAUGUACUUCUUCCUCUCCCACCUGGCCAUCGUCGACAUAGCCUAUGCCUGCAACACGGUGCCCCAGAUGCUCGUGAACUUGCUGAAGCCAGGCAAGCCCAUCUCCUUCGCUGGCUGCUUGACACAGACCUUUCUCUUCUUGGCUUUUGCUCAUACUGAAUGUCUUCUCCUGGUGGUGAUGUCCUAUGAUCGGUAUGUGGCCAUCUGCCACCCCCUCCGAUAUUCUGCCGUCAUGAGCUGGAGUGUCUGUGUCACCCUGGUGCUGACUUCCUGGGUUUUAGGAGUCCUCCUGGCCCUAGUACACUUAGUGCUACUCAUACCAUUGCCCUUCUGUGGACCACAGAAAGUUAACCACUUCUUCUGUGAAAUUAUAGCUGUGUUCAAGCUUGCCUGUGCAGAUACCCACAUUAAUGAGAUUGUGGUUUUGGCUGGGGCAGUGUCUGUGCUGGUGGGACCAUUCUCCUCAAUUGUGAUAUCUUACAUUCAUAUUCUAGGUGCCAUCCUAAAGAUUCCAUCAGGGGAGGGGCGCCAGAAGGCCUUCUCCACCUGCUCCUCCCAUCUCUGUGUGGUUGGACUCUUUUACGGCACAGCCAUUAUAAUGUAUGUUGGGCCCAGGUAUGGGAACCCCAAGGAGCAGAAGAAAUAUCUCCUCCUAUUUCACAGCCUUUUCAAUCCCAUGCUCAACCCCCUGAUCUAUAGUCUGAGGAACAAAGAAGUCAAAGCUGCUCUGAAGAGGAUGCUUGAAAAAGAGAGAACUCCAUGA